Messenger RNA from Sinocyclocheilus rhinocerous, 721 nucleotides. RefSeq names its product zinc finger protein 239-like. Lineage: Eukaryota; Metazoa; Chordata; Actinopteri; Cypriniformes; Cyprinidae. The transcript has a single exon. The annotation marks the transcript as partial. Gene Ontology annotation, molecular function: DNA-binding transcription factor activity, RNA polymerase II-specific; RNA polymerase II cis-regulatory region sequence-specific DNA binding. The record is from RefSeq and is a predicted model, not a curated record. Gene Ontology annotation, biological process: regulation of transcription by RNA polymerase II.
UCAGAGUUGAUUGAAGAUAAUGAGGAGAAAGAGGAAUUGAGUGAAGUUGAAGAGAAAAAUCAUGUCAGAAGUGCAGAAAACCCCAAACAGAAAGAUUUAAAGAAAAGAAGAGCCAAGAAAUCUUUCACCUGCACUCAGUGUGGAAAGAGUUUGACAAGCAAACAUGGUCUGGAUGUUCACAUGAGAGUUCAUACUGGAGAGAAACCGUUCACUUGUGAUCAGUGCGGGAAGAGUUUCUCACAAUCAUCAAGCCUUAAGGAUCAUAUGAACAACCACACUGGAGAGAAACUGUACUCAUGUGAUCAGUGCGGCAAAACAUUUUUGAGGGCUUCAGAACUGAAGCAGCACCUGAGAGUUCAUACAAAGGAGAAGCUAUAUUCAUGUUAUUUGUGUGGAAAGAGUUUUUCACGUUUUUCAACUUGGAAAGAACAUCAGAAAAUACAUACUGGUGUGAGAGAGUACAUGUGCUUUGAGUGUGAAAAUACUUUUACUUCAGCGAGCCGUUUAAAACGGCAUGAGAGGAUUCACACUGGAGAAAAACCUUACAAGUGUUCACACUGUGACAAGAGAUUCAGUCGUUCAGGAACUCUGAAAACACAUGAAAGGAUCCACACUGGAGAGAAACCGUAUCACUGCACUGCAUGUGGAAAGUGUUUCAAACAUUCAUCUUCUCUACACAGUCAUACAAAAAACCUUCACAGUAAGUAGAUCAUCUACAGAU